This is a messenger RNA of Colletotrichum spaethianum, 1185 nucleotides long. RefSeq lists its product as uncharacterized. Gene Ontology annotation, biological process: resolution of meiotic recombination intermediates. Lineage: Eukaryota; Fungi; Ascomycota; Sordariomycetes; Glomerellales; Glomerellaceae. The record is from RefSeq and is a predicted model, not a curated record. The transcript has 2 exons. The coding region runs from base 1 to 1185 and encodes 394 amino acids. Gene Ontology annotation, molecular function: single-stranded DNA binding; single-stranded DNA 3'-5' DNA exonuclease activity.
AUGUCGACAUUCUCCAUACAGGCCUUCUACAAGAAGGAGCUUCCGACUUCGUCAGAAGCUGCGUCAACUGUAAGAUGGCCACUGAAAGAUGAUGGCUUUACACAAGCAGAGAUUGAUGCUGGUAACAAUCCUCUUGCUCGUCCGUGGAAUCCGUCAGAGGACUACGAGGAGGUCUGUAUCGGCGACAUUCAACCGGGCCCGAAUCGCAUCCGUUUCACCGGCCGUGUAGUCAACUACGCUCCGGCCUUGCUCGACUCCAUGAACACUUAUAGUCGCCCGACUCAUCAGUUGAUUGUCGCAGAUGACACAGGCGCUAUAGGGGUCAGACUCAUACCUAUCGGUAUUCCAGUUUCUCUUCUGGUUAUAGGACAGCUUGUCACCGUUUGGGCCAGCUGGACAGGUACCGCGGCUGGUUCGAAUCAUGGCAACAUCCCCUUUGUCACAAUGUAUACACCAAUCAACCCGGCAGACGUAGGCACGAAACAGUUCAUCCAGUUUCUGCCUAAUACUCCAGAGAACGAACGACUCUGCCGGGUACCCUUAGAGUACAACGACUACGGACAGAAGUCGAAGCUACUCCCUGGUCUGAUGACUUUACGCCAAUAUCUAAAGACGGGACAUGACACCCGAGGAGCACGCAUCAUCGUCUGCAUUAAGAGCAUCGGCGCCCGUAAACGCAUUCUAAUGCAAGAGCGUAUGAAAGAGGCGGAGCUGAUCGAAAUCAGCGUGUGUGACGAUACCGCUAGCUGCGUACUGACUCUCUGGGAAGACAAGGCCAACUCCGCCAAGUUAUGGAAGCCUAACGAGACCAUUUUGCUUCUGACGAGCCCAAAGUUCGUGCCUCCCAGAGACACCAAGCCAAUGCCUUCAACCGCCCGCAUCAGCCUGAACUACAACACUAUCGUUGACGUCAAUCCGAACUUCCAGGAUGCCAAUUGGCUUCGUGGAUGGGUUACGAACAGAGUCAAGGAGGAGGGCGUCUAUUUACCCUUCCCGAAAGGCGUCUGGAAUGCAGCGGAGGCCGUUCAUGGGCCCGUCCGGCCGCUUUUUACGCUCGCUGAGGUGGACGACUUCGCCUGCGCCGACCCAGCCACCGACUUCACCGGCAAACUGAGUCUUACUAUCCUUGGAACCAACCUGCUUGAGCUCCAUCGAAGAAAGAUGAUAUUUUGUAUCGAGUGGUAA